AUGGGUCUCACAUUUUCGAAGCUGUUCGAUAAGCUAUGGGGAAAGAAGGAGAUGCGCAUUCUCAUGGUCGGUCUUGACGCUGCCGGAAAGACCACCAUUCUCUACAAGCUCAAGCUUGGUGAAAUCGUCACCACUAUCCCCACCAUCGGUUUCAACGUCGAGACCGUCGAGUACAAGAACAUCCAGUUCACCGUGUGGGAUGUCGGCGGUCAGGACAAGAUCCGUCCUCUGUGGAGGCAUUACUUCCAGAACACCCAGGGUAUCAUCUUCGUCGUUGACAGUAACGAUCGCGACCGUGUUGUUGAGGCGCGUGAGGAGCUCCAGCGCAUGUUGAACGAGGACGAGCUGCGGGACGCUCUCCUCCUUGUCUUUGCCAACAAGCAGGAUUUGCCUAACGCCAUGAACGCCGCUGAGAUCACCGACAAGCUUGGUCUUCACAGCCUCCGACAACGUGCCUGGUACAUCCAGUCGACUUGCGCUACCUCCGGUGACGGUCUCUACGAGGGUCUCGAAUGGUUGAGCAACUCUCUCCGCAAGGCCGGCCACAACUAA
This is a messenger RNA of Alternaria conjuncta, 552 nucleotides long. RefSeq lists its product as uncharacterized. Gene Ontology annotation, biological process: vesicle-mediated transport; intracellular protein transport. The transcript is spliced from 4 exons. Gene Ontology annotation, molecular function: GTPase activity; GTP binding. The coding region runs from base 1 to 552 and encodes 183 amino acids. Lineage: Eukaryota; Fungi; Ascomycota; Dothideomycetes; Pleosporales; Pleosporaceae. Gene Ontology annotation, cellular component: cytoplasm; plasma membrane. The record is from RefSeq and is a predicted model, not a curated record.